Anopheles stephensi (Asian malaria mosquito) is the source of this 2224-nucleotide messenger RNA. RefSeq names its product skin secretory protein xP2-like. The record is from RefSeq and is a predicted model, not a curated record. The transcript has 2 exons. The coding region runs from base 215 to 1246 and encodes 343 amino acids. NCBI's taxonomy places the organism in Eukaryota, Metazoa, Arthropoda, Insecta, Diptera, Culicidae.
GCCAGUGAACGGUCGCACACCACCGGCCGCUUGGUGGGGAUUUUCAACCCGAAACGAUCGCUUUUCCGACCACGACGGACGGUUCGUGCUCGUGGUGCUGCUGACGAUCGAGAGCCCCCUUCUAUGGUGCCCGGCGUAUAUAUACCGGUGGUUGGGCCGUUUUCAAAUCAGUACCUACUUCGGUCUCGCUUGUUCUAUACACUUUUUGCUCACAAUGCGAAUGAUUAUUGUUCCUUGUUGUCUUGCCCUUAUGGUGGCACUAGUCACAUGCGAGGGUACUGCUGCAGAGGACACGAAGGCGGAGGAAACCCAAGUAGAGGCGAAGGAAUCGCAGAAUGUUGAGAAGCGCGGACUGCACUCCUCCUUUGGCGAUUUCGGCCAUGACUUCGGUGGACACGAUGAACAUCACCACCACGAACACAUCAAGACGGUCACGAUCGAGAAGAAGGUCCCAGUGCCGUACACCGUCGAGAAGCACGUCCCGUACACGGUAGAGAAGAAGGUACCGUACGAGGUGAAGGUCCCGAUCCCGCAGCCCUACAUCGUCGAGAAGAAGGUCCCGGUCCACUACAAGGAAGUGGUGAAAUACCCAGUCCAUGUGCCGGCCCCGUACACCGUCGAGAAGAAGGUGCCGUACGAGGUGAAGUAUCCCGUCGACAAGCCGUACGAGGUGAAGGUGCACGUUCCCCAGCCCUACACCGUCGAGAAGAAGGUGCCGUACGAGGUGAAGGUCCACGUCCCGGUUCCGUACACCGUCGAGAAGAAGGUGCCGUACGAGGUGAAGGUUGAGGUGCCCGUCCCGAAACCGUACACCGUCAUCAAGAAGGUCCCGUACGAGGUGAAGGUCCCGGUCGACAAGCCGUACAAGGUGGAGGUCCCGAAACCGUACCCAGUGGAAGUCCCGAAACCGUACCCGGUCGUCGUCGAGAAGAAGGUUCCGUACGAGGUGAAGGUCCCGGUCGACAAGCCGUACAAGGUGGAGGUCCCAAAACCGUACAAGGUGGAAGUUAAGGUACCGUACCCAGCGCCCUACACCGUCGAAAAGAAGGUGCCGUACACGGUGGAGAAGCCUGUCCCGUAUGAGGUGAAGGUACCGAUCGAUAAGCCGUACCCAGUGUACAAGGAGGUGAAGGUUCCGAUCGAGAAGGAGGUCCCGUACCCCGUGAAGGUCCCAUACCACGUACCAGUCCAUGUUCACAAAGAAGAACACCAUGAUCAUUCGUAUGAACAUCACGAUCUGCACUAAAUGCGCUAUUCUACCCUUCCCGACCAAUUCUAGCGUGGGGCCGAGGUUUCCCGUUUGGUCAACUUGUUGUCUAGUUAGUUGUUGAUCGUUCACCGACGACCCGUACGGUCAGGUGAACGCGUUUGCAAAGUAAUGGUUCCUGUCGUACUUAACACGUCAAAAAACCCCCGUUCUCCGAUUCUCAUAUAGAAGCCUUUUUGACGCCUCAUAAUACCUAAGACCGAGACAUGUACAUGUAGAGAUGUUAAUUUCAUGACGUUUUCAUCCAUCCAUCCAUCCACCACCACCACCACACCCCCCUCACGCUCCUGGACGUUGUGGAGUUGUGGUGAGGGCGUUUACUAGCCGCCUGAGUAGAGCAGCAAGGUAGCCGUCACCCGGCAACGCCACACCGUCCUCAUUUACGUUUUACGUUUAACGAUCGACCAACCGUGCGAGCUUGGCGGUGGGUGGACCUCGGUGAUCCUCGCCCAAAGGUGGUACCAACAGCGCUGAUGAUCCCAGCAAACGGUUCUGAGGAUAAAUCUCGCGGUCCAUCGGGUCGAGGUGUUCUGUGUGUCCGCAUGCUCCCAGGCGCUCGCAUCGUUGUUUAGUUUUGCAUCGUAAUGUUUCCUGUUUACCAAAGGCAUGAUUUUUUUGUUUUUGUUUGAUUGAUAGUUGUUUUUUUUGCAAAGUUUUGCUGCCACAGAGCAGUGAAAGGAAAAAACUAGUGGAUUUGUUUUGUUUGUUUUUUUUUCGAUAAGCUACAAGCUUUUUUUUUGUUUUCGUUUGUAAACGUGCGCUGCGAAUGCGUGUCAAGUCCAACUUCUAAAAGCUAAUAAUCCAAAACCCAAGGGAAGAUCGAACGAAAGCCAGCAGACUGCAGCUGAGAGAUAAAGUUAUAUAGACCAGGAGCAAAAACACACCAACUCAAGCGAAACCGAGUGUUAUCGAUCGAUGUGAUAUGUUUGAAAUAAAAACAAAAUGUUGAAAAAGAAA